AGGUAAGUCAUAAUAACAAAUUAAAAUGUGGAAGAAGCUUUGCAGUUCUCUUGGAGGUCGAUAUAGAAUAGUUUCUUCAGUUAGUUUCACUCUAAGCAAUUUAAGACUCUUCCAUCAGUAUGCUCAUUACUCUAAAAACAGUUUUCCAUUAUAUGAUCAUUAUGUAUCGAAACAAAGCGAUAAAACCAUAUUUUCUCUCUCAUCGGGGGCCGGCAAGUGCGCUAUUGCCGUGGUCAGAGUUUCGGGUCCGAACACUGAACAAGCUGUGCGGCUCCUUACAAAUCAACUACCUUUGCCGAGACGUGCCUCUGUUGCUAAAAUAUUUGAUCCCUACACUCGUAAUCCAAUCGAUCGUGGAAUUCUUCUUUGGUUUCCAAAACCAAGAAGUUUUACCGGAGAAGACUCUGCAGAAUUUCACAUUCAUGGGGGACUUGCAGUAAUCCAAGCAUUGCUUUCAUCAUUGGCCAAAGUUCCUGGUUUAAGGCCUGCCGAGGCUGGUGAAUUUACUAAACGAGCUUUUUUAAAUGGUAAACUUGACCUGACAGAAGUCGAGGGAUUAUCAGAUUUACUGCAUGCUGAAACGGAAGUGCAGCACCAACAGGCAUUACUGCAGAUGGAGGGACAAUUAAGUAAAUUGUAUCAAAACUGGAAAUCAAUUCUCUUAAAGUGUGCUGCCAAUGUUGAGGCUUACAUAGACUUCAGUGAAGAUGACAAUAUUGAAGAUUAUGUACUUCAAGAAGCUGAAGAAAAAAUCAAACAAGUUAUUUUUGAAAUCAAAGAACAUCUAAAGGACAGUCGGCGUGGAGAGCUUCUUCGAAAUGGAAUUCAAGUUGCUCUUUUGGGAGAAACUAAUGUUGGAAAAAGCAGUUUACUUAAUUGUAUAUGUCAACGACCUGCAGCCAUUGUGUCUCCUGUAGCAGGCACCACUCGUGAUGUAAUAGAUUCUUUUCAUAACAUUGGAGGUUAUCCUGUAUUAUUCUGUGAUACUGCUGGCAUGAGAGAGACAACAGAUGCCAUUGAACUGGAAGGGGUUCAAAGAGCCAUUGAAAGAUGUCUUCAGGCCAAUGUAAUUGUGUUGAUGAUGGAUGCUUCAAAACAUUGCCAGAUAUUAUUACAACAGCCUCAAAUCCCUUUUAAGGAUUAUAUCCAAGAAUAUUUACAAGUGAUGCUAGAUUUCUCAAAAUGCACAGCUAGCAGAUUAAUGUCAACUGACAGCAAUAUUUCACCCGAAGACACUGAGCAUAAAAUAGACAUUAAUAAUGUUGUUGUUGUGUUUAACAAAAGCGACUUAGUUGACAAAUGUGUGUUGAGUCGGUGGCACAAUAGUCACCUUUCACACACGGAACCAACACACUGUUUCUUGUCAUGUUUAAAUAAAGAUGGCCUUCAACAAUUUCUGAAUAUACUGUUGCAAAAAGUAAAAGAAAGGUAUGGAGAUCCAGAGACCGGAAAUGUGAGUUUUACUAAGGAACGUCAUCAUUCUCAUCUAACGAAGAGCUUAACACAUUUGGAAACGAGUCUUUUGUGGUUGGACAGAGAUGUUGUAUUAAUGGCAGAAUAUUUAAGGAAAUCAGUGAGGCAGUUUGGGAAAAUCCUUGGUGAAAUUUCAUCAGAAGAUAUUCUUGAUGUCAUUUUUAAAGAUUUCUGUAUUGGAAAGUGAAGUUUAUUUUUGGUGAGCAGAGGAUAAUGAUUUUUGAACAAUUGACAUAACUUGACAUGUGAAAAAUAUUUCUGUAUAUACAAUAUCAUGAAUCCUGAUGUGAUGAUGAGCACAAUUUUAUAUAAAUU
Messenger RNA from Octopus sinensis (East Asian common octopus), 1788 nucleotides. RefSeq names its product tRNA modification GTPase GTPBP3, mitochondrial-like. Gene Ontology annotation, molecular function: GTP binding; protein binding; GTPase activity. Bases 26 to 1660 code for a protein of 544 amino acids. Gene Ontology annotation, cellular component: mitochondrion; cytoplasm. NCBI's taxonomy places the organism in Eukaryota, Metazoa, Mollusca, Cephalopoda, Octopoda, Octopodidae. Gene Ontology annotation, biological process: tRNA methylation; tRNA wobble uridine modification. The record is from RefSeq and is a predicted model, not a curated record. The transcript is spliced from 8 exons.